AUGUCCCGUCUAUCUAGGGCUAUGGUCCCCUUGCUUGCAGGUGUCCUCGCGGGCGCCGGCCUCACCGCCGCUGUGACAACCUACGCCGUGCAACAGCCGCCCCUGACCACGGACUGGACGGACCAGGUCGGCACGAGCCCGUGGCCCGAGUAUCCGCGGCCGCAGCUGCAGCGGUCGCAGUGGCAGGGCCUGAACGGGGUCUGGCAGUACCGGAAUGCAGGCAAUGCGGGUGCUCUUUCGACGCCGCCGUUUGGGCAGGAUCUCGACACCGAGGUGUUGGUGCCGUCUUGUUUGGAGAGUGGGCUUUCUGGCCUUCAAGGCCAAAACCUCUUCUAUUCAUGGCUCUCUACAAGCUUCACUGUCCCCGACGACUGGCAGGGCACCAGUGUGCUGCUGAACUUCGGGGCUGUCGACAAUGAAGCGACGGUGUUUAUCAACGGGCAGAACGUGGCUUUCCACCGUGGAGGCUACUUUGAGUUCACGGUUGAUGUGACCGAGUAUAUCGACUUUGGGGGUUCUAACGAGCUGCUUGUCUUCGUCUACGACCCCACGGACACCUCAGGGACAAUGGUCCCUUUGGGCAAACAGACCCUCAACCCCUCGCACAUCUUCUAUCGCCCCUGCAGCGGCAUCUGGCAGAGCGUCUGGCUCGAGUCUGCCCCAGCGGAGUAUAUCUCCAAGCUGGACAUCAACGCUGACAUGGACGGCGAAGUAACCGUAACCGUCCACUCCUCCAGCAACAGCAGCAACCCCGUCGAGAUCUCCGUCCUCGACGGCUCGGACACAGUAGCAACCCACACCGGGUCCGCAAACACGCAGUUCACAUUCACAGUCGACAACGUCAAGCUCUGGUCCCCUGACACACCCAACCUCUACAACGUGACCGUCACGCUGGGCGACGACACAGUCACCAGCUACACCGGCUUCCGGACCAUCUCGAAGGGCGAGGUCAAUGGCGUGGUCCGUCCGCUGGUCAACGGCGAAUUCAAGUUCCUGUUUGGCACGCUCGAUCAGGGAUUCUGGCCUGAUGGGCUUUACACGGCGCCGACGCGCGAGGCUAUGGUUUAUGACUUGCAGGUCCUCAAGGAUCUGGGGUUCAAUAUGGUGCGGAAACAUAUCAAAAUCGAGCCCGCCCUCUUCUACCGCGCCUGCGACGAGCUCGGCCUCCUCGUCAUCCAGGAUAUGCCCUCCAUGCCCCUGCGGACCCCAAACGCAGCGCAGCAUGAAGAGUUCGCCCGGCAGCUCGAGCUCAUGAUUAACCAGCUAAAGCACUAUCCCAGCAUCUACACCUGGGUCAUCUACAACGAAGGCUGGGGCCAGCUAAACAGCCAGGAAUUCGCGCUGACCUCGCGCGUCCGGACCCUCGACCCAACCCGCCUCGUCGACUCAACCUCCGGCUGGAACGACCACGGCGCCGGCGACUACAGCGACAACCACCACUACGCAAACCCGCAAUGCGGCACGCCCUUCUACUCCAGCCCCAGCAUCGCCUUCAACCCAGAUCGCAUCGGCAUGGCCGGCGAGUUCGGCGGGAUCGGCCACAACGUCUCGAUCGGCAACCUGUGGAACGUCCAAGCCGCAAUCGACACCAUCGCGCAGACGUACGAGAUCGACGAGAGCCUGGAGAUCUGGAAUUACCGCGCGCAUGUGCUGCUGAGUGAGUUGACGGAGCAAGUAAGGCUCUUUUCGUGCAGUGCGGCCGUUUGGACGCAGACGAGUGAUGUUGAGGGCGAGGUUAAUGGGUUGCUUACGUAUGAUCGACGGCUGCAGAGGACGGAUGGGGAGCAGUGGAGGGGCGAUAUUAGGGGGUUUCCGAAAGCUCCCAGCUACAUACCAUCCAUCCAUACACUACCCACCCCCUCCUCCUCUCGCAAAGGAUCACUAAAUAAACCUCCCCUCCCUCCCCAACCACCGAUCCAUCGCAUCAAACGCCGUGCGCACCGUAUCCCCAAACUCGCCCGCGUACCUCUCACACGCCGUACACGUCUCAAUCGUAUGCUGCGCCCCCUCCACAAACGCAAUGCUCUUGUCUGCCACCUUGCCAGCAGCAAGAUAGAUCUUCUCCGCGUUCAGGUACUCGUAGUGCCCCGUGUUCCCCAUCGUCAGCAGCGGCACCGUUAUACCAGAUACACUCGCCUCCGGCGCCGUCUGCGAGGUGUUCCACUGCACGCCGGUGAUCCCGGUCGCUGUGACUGCGAGUUGCUCGGGGAGUAUGCGGAUCGCGAAUGUCGAGAGGAAGCGGCUGAUUUUUGCGUCCGCGAUCAGCAGGCCCUGAUCAUCCGUGUACGAGGCGUUCCCAGACUCAAUGGCCGCAUUGCGGGCGAGCGCAUCGUCCAGGAUCGAGUUCCAGCGCCGCGCAACGCCCCCGUAGAACAGGCUUACAAACUCAGCCGUGUAGUUCGCCCCGUUCUCCGUCCACCCGUUCCUCGGGCUAUACAGGUCCAGCGUCUCGUUGACGCCUCCGGAAUCAAUAGCCGGAUUCAACGAGAGCAGCGCCAUCGUGCUGAGCCCGUAGUUCGCGUCGAUCAGCAGCACCCCGUCGGCCGGUGGCAGGUUGGCCAUGGCGCUCGAGCACGGGUGGAUCUUCUCGGUGCCGUUGCAGGCGGCCGCCCCGUUCUCCGCGACGUCCUGGUACGCGGCCAUCAUUGCGCCGCCGCCGCUGUGGCCCCAGAGCACGACUUUAUCGACGGUGUCCAGGUCGCGGAGGAACUGUACGCCGGUCGCCACGUUCGACAGCAUGGUUUCGAAGUCGAGGUCGUUCAUCAGCCCUGUUUUGGACUGCGCGUUGUUGAGGCAGAGGGUUGUGUAGCCCCGGGCUGGGAGCUCGGAGCAUGGGUAGAAGGUUGUGUAGUCUUGUUCGGCGUGCAUUACGAGGAUGGCGAUGCGGGAUUUGGCGUUUGGGGUCGUGGUGGCGGGCUGGAAGAGGCCGCCGAUUACGCCUGUGCCGAAGGUUACGAGCGAGGGGAUGGGCAGGGACAUGUUGCCCAGGGAGGUGUGCGUGAGUUGGGUUGGCCAUUGGGUCUGGAUGGUGCUGGCAGUGGCAGUGGCCACGCUGCCCAGGAGGGCCGCGAGGGCGGAGCGUUUGAUGGAGGGCAUGGUUGCUUGGUUUGA
Molecule: messenger RNA, 3111 nt
Organism: Aspergillus mulundensis
Lineage: Eukaryota; Fungi; Ascomycota; Eurotiomycetes; Eurotiales; Aspergillaceae
Product: putative hydrolase
Exons: 9
Coding region: 1-3111 (1036 amino acids)
Biological process (GO): carbohydrate metabolic process
Molecular function (GO): hydrolase activity, hydrolyzing O-glycosyl compounds
Source: RefSeq, a predicted model, not a curated record